AUGAAUUGGUUUAACACCUUCUCAGCAUUUAUUUACUAUUCUCUUGUUUUAAUAUCUCAAACCAACGUGGUUUCGGCUCAAAACAUCCACUCAGUCAACAUAACACGGAGUGACAACUUCGACUCGGGUGACAAAGUGAAUUUGGUGGUCGUGAAUUCGAGUCUGUGUCAAGACCAGAAUGCCAUUAAUGCCGAAUUGUCCGCGGCGAAUUGCACUUUGCUUGCUCAGGGAACCGUAGAAUUUGGUGAUAAUUCGUGUUAUAUGGAGUGUGUUUGUAAAAACGAGACUGGUAGUUUUAUUUUACAUGAACAAAAGUGUGGUGACGAUAAAAAAUUACGGCAAGGUAGGUGCACGAAUAAAAGUAUAUAUUUUAUUUUUUCCACUCCACUGAAAAACCAAGCACUACACCAUUUUGCAUCUUAGUUGGGGGUAAGAUCAACAACAGAUAGAGCUAUCCAGUAUAAAUAAAGAAGCGCGUUUCAGUAGAUUUCCUCUUGUAAUGACACUGGAUAAAUAAGAAAUGAUCCUUACUGCAUGGACCUCGUUCUAGGAAGAACAGUUUAGAACUGAUAGAGCUAUCCAGUGUGAAUAAACGGUUACUCUAGUUUAGGUUUCCUCCUGUAGUAAUACUGGAUCAAUAAGAGAUGAUCCUUACUGGAUCUCUAGGAAGAACAGUUUAGAACUGAUAGAGCUAUCCAGUAUAAAUAAAGUUAGUUUAGUUUAGGUUUCCUCCCGCUGUAGUAACACUGCAUGGAUCAAUAAGAGAUGAUUCUUACUGGAUCUCUAGUAAGAAAAGUUUAGAACUGAUAGAGCUAUCCAGUAUGAAUAAACGGUUAGUCUAGUUUAGGUUUCCUCCUGUAGUAACACUGGAUCAAUAAGAGAUGAUCCUUACUGGACCUCCAGGAAGAACAGUUUAGAACUGAUAGAGCUAUCCAGUAUAAAUAAAAUUAGUUUAGUUUAGGUUUCCUCCUGUAGUAACACUGGAUCAACAAGAGAUGAUCCUCACUGGACCACUGGUAAGGUAUAUACAAACUGACAGUGCCAUCCAUGCAGUAUAUAUAAACGUUAUAGUCUUAGUUUAGUAUAUAUUAAUUUCAUCUUUAAAAACUAAACUGGGUCAGUAUAGGGGAAUCAAAACAGUUACGGAUUUUUCAAUUUCACUUUCUAACAGUUCUUUACGCAGCAGAUAAUAUAAGAUUAAAAAAUGUGUUGAGAAAAGCGUAUUAUCAACCAAGAUUUGCCCACGUAACCCAAACAGGAAAUACCCGUACAGAGUAAUCCCUGUGUGAAAUGCAUGUCUAAUACGCCCCCUCUCUAAUAAGCUUUUCUCUCAAUUUAGCUUCGCAACUUCUAUUUAAUUAGCCUUCCAUUGUUGAAAGCAGAAACAGGAGAGAACAAACCAUAUCUCCACGUAUAACUACAUGCAUGAACUUUUAAGUAUAUCAAGUCAGGCCACUAAAAGCAGAGCGAUAACCAUUUAUGUAAAUCCCUUCAAUCCUCGCAGUUUUCGGCGGCAAAGGGCAAUUGUGAUAUGCCGAUAAUGCCAUCGAAAAUGAAGUUAUCGACGGCAUUUUUCUGUCGCCGACAAAUUUUGGUGGUCUCUUGCUUCUCAAUUCGAAUAAUUCUUCUAAGUACGAACCAUAUGGUAUGAACAGAUGAUUAAAAUGGUGUGAACGUCAAUCAACGGAUUUUUCUCGAAUAUCAAACACUUAGAGCAGUGGCGUAACAGAGGGAUAUUAUAUUUAUAUUGAAUAUUUAUAAUGUUCUGGAAAAUUCCGUGUCCCUAACGAAAGCAAUAACAGUCUCCAACACGUGUAACAACUACCUGUAAUGAGAAUAAAUUUUGUUUUCAGUUGAGAUGGAAUAAAAAAAUCAGCUGCCGUUGUUGAUGGAGGCUUUAUUAUUUAGCAUUAUAAUUUUGCAUUUUCCCAUUCAUUCCUCACCUGCAUCUUUUACGUUUUCUAAUUUUCUGAGCGAUAGGCCGUGGCCGCUUAUGGGGUCCCUAACUGUCGGGGGUCCUUAGUUUUUGAACUAAUCCUACCUAAUUAGCGUUAGGCCACUGACUUAGAGUUACAAGAAUGCUGUAAAAACAAUUCAGUUCUAUUCUGAUGUCAUUUAAUGAAGACAAAAAAUUGCCGCCGAACUUACAGUGAUUCAUCAGAAUUGCGCGAGGACUGUUAAACUUCGACCUGCUUAACUCAUAUUUUCUAACAUUACUGUACCUCUCAUCUAAGGUUGUAGCUUCGUAUUUGGCUCAUGGUCCUGGUCAGAAGGCUGGCGUUUCAACUCAGACACUGACCGCCUCUUUACCCUGUAUAUCGAAGAGGGUUUUGGCUUCCAGGGAGCAUUCAAUGUCAGCGCUGACGAAUACAACGAGUGUGCAUACACUAGUUUAUCAACGUACGACGCUGCGGGAAUGUGGGAUGUUUUUACAGCACGGGCAAAUGAAUCUAUUAUAACUUUCUUUGGCCUCAGAGGCUACUGGCACUUUAAUUGGGUACGGACAUAUCUUAUUCAUCAAAUAUAGGGCGGGGUUAAGACGGGGGUCGACGGGUUUAUGCAGAUAGAACAUUUUUAUAGAUUAUUAGGUCUAUCUGAGAGUAUAUACAUGAACUUACGUUUAGACCGGCUCGACAACCGGACUCUAGCUGUAGCUCAGGGGGCUGCUAGCUUGUUCAAAGUUGGAUUAGCACUAACCCUAGCGGUUAAAACCGUUUCACCUGCUGUUUUAGUUUGUGUAUUUCUACACAUCUGUUUAUUUCAAAACUUCAGAGAAGAAAACUCAUACUGAUUCAGACAAGAUCUCUGAAGAAAUAUUGCCAAAUUUAUAAACAUAGUUGUUGGAAAGUUUGCUUUGAAUUUUAGCCGGUAAACCUAGGGUUAAGUUAACCCAGCUUUGAACAACUGGCCCCAGUUGGUUAGAGUACUGCAAUGUCUGCAAUAGACCUUUCCCCUUAUGAGUGAAAUUUUGAUCUAGAUAUGCCUGGACAAAAAUUUCAUCACAGCUUGACUAAGAUCAUCACAAAAUUAGUAAUAUUCCGAAGUUUCGUUGCGAAAUGUUGUAAAAUGCGGAUAAUAUAGCCUUGCGAAGUUUGCCCUUUUUCAGUCAUUUUACAUUACAAACGGGAAAUUGAUAAUCAGUUUGAUCAUCUGAUUAUCAAUUUCCCAUUUGUAAUGCAAAAUGACUGAAAAACGGCAAACUUCGCAAGGCUAUAUUAUCCGCAUUUUACAACAUUCGCAACGAAACUUCGGAAUAUUACUAAUUUUGUGAUGCUCUUUCAAGCUGUGAUGAAAUUUUUGUCCAGACUUGUCUAGAUCAAAAUUUCACUCAAAAGGUCUAUUGCAUUUUUUGCAAUUGCUUCUGGUUAGGUAAUAAUGUAUAAAAAUUUACACUUAAUUUCUACAAAAAUCCUUCAAAUUUAUCGAGUAAGAUGCCAGAAAUUCCGAAAUUUUUCUCUGCAUGGGUUAAGACGGCUACAUUUUGUUCACAAUGUAUGACUAUUCAUCGUUUACUCUCUCUCAAAGAUAAUUGAAGACCUUCCAGAGAGCAAGAAAUCGGAAAUUGAAGGGAAAUUUAUAAGACUGGAUGUGACUUGUCAAAAUUCAAGUGAAGAAAAUGGGAUAGUUGAAGUCACUCAACUGUCAUCUUGUCUUGUCUUUAAAGUGACUGGAAAUAUUUCCCGUGAGUAGACACACUCAACCAUUUUAUUUAAUACUGGAUACCUUUAAUACUUCGAAAGUGUUCUCAUUAAUCAUUAUAGACCUCCACAGUAUUACUACAGGAGGAGACCUCGACUAAACUAACGUUAUUUAUACUGGAAGGACAAUGUUAGCUCAGGAGAAAACCUAAACUAACUUUAUUUCUUUAGAUGAAUAUAAUUUGAUCUCAACAAGCACUGUUGUAUAUCCAAGUACCACCAUUAUUCCUGCAAUCGCAACCACAGAUAUACCCAUUCAAUCCACAAGUGAACAUAUAGAAUCCUCAGUAACCAUUCAAGAACCCACAAGUUCCUUAGUUACUCCCUACACCACCCCCACGCCUUCACAGAGCAAUCCAGUUACCACGAGCAGUUCAGUUAUCGAAAGCAAUCCAGUUAUUGAAAGCAGUUCAGUCAUCGAAAGCAGUUCAGUUAUUAAAAGCAGUUCGGUUAUCGAAAGCACUUCAGUUAUUGAAAGCAGUUCAGUCAUCGAAAGCAGUUCAGUUGUUGAAAGCAGUUCGGUUAUCGAAAGCACUUCAGUUAUUGAAAGCAGUUCAGUCAUCGAAAGCAGUUCAGUUAUUGAAAGCAGUUCGGUUAUCGAAAGCACUUCAAUUAUUGAAAGCAGUUCAGUCAUCGAAAGCAGUUCAGUUGUUGAAAGCAGUUCGGUUAUCGAAAGCACUUCAGUUAUUGAAAGCAGUUCAGUCAUCGAAAGCAAUCCAGUUAUUGAAAGCAGUUCCGUCAUCGGAAGCAGUUCGGUUAUUGAAACCAGUUCAGUCAUCGAAAGCAGUCCAGUUAUUGUAACCAGUUCAGCCAUCGCAAGCAGUCCAGUUGCUCAAAGCAGUUCAGUCAUCGAAAACAGUCCAGUUAUUGAAACCAAUUCUGUCAUCGAAAGCAGUUCAGUGACCGAUAUCAAUCCAGUUAACACACACAGUUCAGUUAUCAAUUCAAUGGCGCAGAGUACCCAAGCCAGUCAACCCAAAAGCAAUGAAGAUCAGAUCGGGCUCGUCUUAGGUAUCGUGGUUGCAGGCAGUGCAGCGGUCGUCAUCGUAAUUGCCGUCAUGGUUAUAACUGCAACGACAGUGUACCAUAAUCACGUGAAACGCGCGCAAAUUAUUCAGAAUGACGCAAUGAACAUACGUUUGAGCUCAUUCGAUAACAUCUCACCGACGCAUAUUUAA
Molecule: messenger RNA, 4876 nt
Organism: Paramuricea clavata
Lineage: Eukaryota; Metazoa; Cnidaria; Anthozoa; Malacalcyonacea; Plexauridae
Source: the annotation of a GenBank genome assembly